AGAAGAGAGGAGAGGAGCCAAGUUCCAUGGGGCACUGGAAUCGAAUCAAGAUUGCCAAAUGCCAGAUACUCAUCACCAACUUCUUGGUCUUGCUGCUGGGCCUCUCUACGGCCACCAUGGCAGUUGUCACUCACUUCGGAGACCACUUUACAGUCAUUGGACGUGUACCCUUGGAGAAGAACCCCUAUGAAGCAAUGCACUAUUGGGUUUUCUACAUGGGGAUCGGCCUAGCAGGGCUAUUGAGCCUGGGCGCUGCUCUGAGCACCAUAGCCACUGUGAGGGAAGCCCACGGCCUCAUGGCUGCGGGUUUCCUGUGCUUUGCCUUGUCAUUCUGUAUCUUGGUGCAGGUGGCCUUCUGGAGAUUCUACAACCCCACCCAGGUGGAGGAUGCUGUGUUGGAUACCUAUGACCUCGUGUAUGAUCAGGCAAUGAAGAGCCCAUCUAGCAGCUGGUGGCAGGAACUGGCCAUCAUCCAGGACACGUUUCUGUGUUGUGGGAAGAAAUCUCCUUUUGGGCUUCUGUCGAGCACAGGAGCCAACAUGUGUCAAGGCCAGGAAGCCAUGAGAGAGGACUGCCUACAGAGCAUCAGGAACUUUCUGUGGACACACUACAGUAUCGCCUCCACCCUGACCUGCAUCAGCCUGGCCCUCACGGUAUAUGCUAUGAUGCUCUGCGCCUUCCUCUGGUUUGCCAUUCACUCCUACUGUGGCUUGGAUCGGAAAGGCAGAUACACCCUGACCCCACGAGCCCGUGCCUGCCAGCCUCAGGAACCCAGCCUCUUCAGAUGGACCCAAGGUGGGCUGGUGCCUCAGUGUCCCCCUGAAGCACACACGAGCACUAACUAUUCAACACCCCUCUGAAGCACAGGUGUUUGCUAACCAUGGGGUCUAGCAGGAUGCUUGCUGCCUGCUCACCCACAGAGAUGAAGACUGGCCCUGAGCCCUCCACAUGAUCCUCAAAGGACUAGAUAAACUUUGUCUUCCACAUGGUGGGGCAAAGGAAGGGGAGAAGAUUCCACCAGGUGUGUUAGUUAUUUUCACAUUGUUGUGGCCAGAUACCUGCCAGAAAGAGGAAAGAUUUAUUCUGGCUCAUGGCUUCAGGGAGAUUCUGGUCCAUCACAGUAGGGACGGCAGGGAGGGGUGGCUAUGUCUAUGGCAGCAGGAAUGUAAGGUAGAGUGACUUAUUUAAAUGCUGGAGGCUGGAUGCUGAGGUAAACUAACCUCCUCUGGGUCACUGUGGAGCAAAAGAGGACUUUGGCUCCGUAGUCACGAUAAGGACAUGUGCAGAACCACAUGGUGAUAGCCAGGCUUUGGGUAAUGGCCACGGGGCUGCUAAUGCUCCUUAGUUUAGAGAGGAGAGGUCACUGUAUCUUCACCUGGGAUUCUAGCUACUUCUCCCUCCUGCCCAGUUAGGAUGCUGGGGUAUAAAAAGUUAGCUGAAGCCAGGAUUCCAUGCCCCAGAACACUUGAGGUCAUCACCUAUCAUGAGGCAGGACUUUUAGGUGAUGAAGCUGUUUUGGGGUCAUCCACCCUCCUUGUAAGUAACUCUCAUCACCCCCCAAAUAAAGUCA
Molecule: messenger RNA, 1570 nt
Organism: Meriones unguiculatus (Mongolian gerbil)
Lineage: Eukaryota; Metazoa; Chordata; Mammalia; Rodentia; Muridae
Gene: Tspan32
Product: tetraspanin 32
Exons: 9
Coding region: 27-860 (277 amino acids)
Cellular component (GO): membrane
Source: RefSeq, a predicted model, not a curated record